AUGUGCAGUAGAACAAAUGAAGUAUCCGAAGUGAACAUUGAAAGAAUUGUUGAAGAAGUUGUUGCUUUGACACUAAUAAUACAAGUCGAGGUCAAGCGCUCAAUGUUAGAACUCACUAAUAAGGUAAUGAGUGAAGUGAGUUCCUUCAUGAAAGAUGCAAGACAACAUCUUCUUGUGGGACAUAGAGAUGUAAAUGCAACUAAAGGGGACAAGGCAUUGAAAAAAACCCAUGAAGGUGAGAAUGUUGUGACCAAGAAGGGUGAAAAUGUAGCAAAUUAA
Molecule: messenger RNA, 279 nt
Organism: Prunus armeniaca (apricot)
Lineage: Eukaryota; Viridiplantae; Streptophyta; Magnoliopsida; Rosales; Rosaceae
Source: the annotation of a GenBank genome assembly